AGUAAAGCUCAGUAACGAGAGAGGGGAUGCUGCUCUCAAAUGACAAAAUACUUGUACUUUGUAUAAAUUGGUCUCAUAGUUCUAAGUUGAUUAAAGUGCUGGGUUUCAGCAGAAGCUGCACUUAACGGUAUAACAAACGCACCUGAAAGGUUUCCUUCUUCUCGUUACAGAUGGAUGGUGAUAGCUCCACAACGGAUGCUUCUCAGUUAGGAAUUUCUGGAGAUUACAUUGGUGGCAGUCACUAUGUGAUACAGCCUCACGAUGACACAGAGGACAGCAUGAAUGAUCACGAAGAUACAAAUGGCUCAAAAGAGAGUUUUAGAGAACAAGACAUAUAUCUUCCAAUUGCAAAUGUGGCAAGGAUAAUGAAAAAUGCCAUACCCCAAACAGGAAAGAUUGCUAAGGAUGCAAAGGAAUGUGUGCAAGAGUGUGUAAGUGAAUUCAUCAGCUUUAUAACGUCAGAAGCAAGUGAGAGGUGUCACCAAGAGAAAAGAAAGACCAUAAAUGGAGAGGAUAUUCUCUUUGCCAUGUCCACCUUGGGGUUUGAUAGCUAUGUUGAACCUUUGAAGUUAUACCUCCAAAAGUUCAGAGAGGCAAUGAAAGGAGAAAAGGGAAUUGGGGGAACAGUUACAACUGGAGAUGGUCUAAGUGAGGAGCUAACAGAGGAAGCAUUUACUAACCAGUUGCCAGCAGGCUUAAUAACUACAGACGGCCAACAGCAGAAUGUUAUGGUCUACACAACAUCAUAUCAACAGAUCUCUGGUGUUCAACAAAUUCAGUUCUCAUGAUUUGAAGAAAACUUUGUAUCUGGGAACACAAGACGGAAAAGCUGUGCAACUCUAACGAAGAGGCAGUUUUAAUGACUGGUGAAGAGACUUAUCUCUUUGUAUAUUAAAUAGCUGUAAUGUAGCUACCUGAAGCUUGACUAAUUGAGGUGUGAGUUCUGACUCAAAUCUUUUUCAUGAUGAUUUUAAAAAAAAAAAAAAAAAUUGGAUUUUAAAGGUAUUAAAGUAUUUUUGUUUUGUACAAGAGUUUGUUGCUCUGUAUAACUCCUGUAUGCAUUGUAUAUUGCAAUUUAUUACUGUCAGAGAUUUGUAGACAGUUUCUUAUUUUCAUAUUGAAUCAUGUUACUUUUGUAAUUCAGGUAAACAGCUGGGUUAAUUCAUGUUUACCCUUUGAAUAAAAUUGUAAGGGUAAAGUUCAUUUUUGAAUGCAAGUUGCCUUUAUUAUAAAGAUUGAGUUGGUCUUGGUUAUAUAACUUGUCUUGCAUGACAGCCUCAACUAACUUUACAUGCCAGCAUAUUUAUUGAAAUUUUGAAAGGGACUUUUUCCUCAUGAGACUAGAAGCUCAAAAGAAUUGCUACAACUGUUUUUUAUGUAACUUCAGAAUUAAAAAGUUAAUCAAAAACAACCAAUGCUCUACUGCAUUUAGAGGCUUAGAGCUUAGUGUUGAUGAAAACACUGCCUGUGUGUGAUGCAGGUCUUCAUUUCUUUUUUUUUUUUUUUUUUCAGUUGCAUUAAUUCUCCUUAGACUUACUUUGAGAUAUUUAAGGUAGUCUUUGUGCUACUGGAAUAAUUCUUCCUUUUUAUGUAUGGUUUUUAGAAUCCAAAACUUAGACAUUCAAGGGUAGUGGGGGGUGGAUUUUAUAGUCCUUGUGGUAAAGGAUCUCAUUUUAACUUUUUACUGAAAUGUUUUAAGGUUUCUUGUGAGACUGUGGGAACUCAAAUGUGUUAGCGACUUUCUGUGUACAGGCUGUGCGCGCGCGUGUGUGUGUGUGUGAGUGAUU
Messenger RNA from Nipponia nippon (crested ibis), 1787 nucleotides. Lineage: Eukaryota; Metazoa; Chordata; Aves; Pelecaniformes; Threskiornithidae. The record is from RefSeq and is a predicted model, not a curated record.